Molecule: messenger RNA, 1686 nt
Organism: Amoebophrya sp. A25
Lineage: Eukaryota; Dinophyceae; Syndiniales; Amoebophryaceae
Source: the annotation of a GenBank genome assembly
GGAUAGUUCUGGUGAGGGAGAGCUAAAUUUGCUGAGUGAUCGAUUGUGGAAAAACUACUGCAAAUAUCAUUCCAUUGUAGAAAAAUACUUCGAUAAAAAAUGAUAUACUAUGGUCUUACCCGGCGACGACGCAACCAACGAAAAGCCAGCAUCUAAUAACACGAAAACGAAGUAAGUAUCCAGCGGGAAAACACAAAUUACAAACUCAAGUUCUCGGUAGGUCGCACGUAGCAGGAAGGUCAUGACUUGUCAUAGGAGCGGACUUGUAAAACUUGCAAUGUGCUGUUAAUGCAAGUCAGUUGUCUAGUGGUUUUUUCUAGUACAACUACUAGGACGUUCAUGCAAGAAAAAGAUGUCGUUUUCGUCUUUUCUAUCCUAGGGGUCGACAGGCAAGAAAGGAAAUGGAGGAGAUAGGCAGCCUUCCUCGGGAGGCACAGCUGGGGAGGGCGCGCUUACCUCGGAGGAGGUCGAUGUCUUCGUUCAGCAGCUGCUGGAAAUUCGAAACUCCGUCGAAACCAGUCGACAAAAGGUGGGCACGAUUAUGCUCACGGAGUGGGAAGUUCGACGGCUACUGAACGCGACGCGUGCGAUUUUGCUGGCGCGACCGGUGUUUCUCGAGUUAGAAGCGCCCCUGAACGUUUUAGGCGAUCUGUAUGGGCAAUUUUUCGAUGUCUUGCGCUUCUUCGACACGGAAGGUUAACCGCCGGAGUUCAACUACCUCUGCUCGGGUGACUACGGGGAUCGAGGAAGACAAUCGUUGGAAGUCACGUGCCUCUUGAUGUGUUUCAAGAUUAAGUACCCUGAAACCUUCUCUCUGCUGCGCGGUAAUCACGAGUGUGCAGGCAUCACGAGGAUCUAUUAAGGUUCUUGACCCAUUCUUCGAAUACGUCUAAUUCAGAAGAAGAGAGAUGCUGAAAAAAAUGACUCAGGCUCAUAUUUUCAGGAAUGAGAGGAAGAAAAUUGUUAAACCCUGGAUGCUAACCUUUACCGAAAGAUGAGGCUAGUUAUUUUUAGCAGGACGCUCGUAUUGGAACCACGUGAUUAUCGUUCCACCCUCUAAUUCCUUGGUGUUUACGAUGACUGCAAGCGACGAUACAGUGUGAAGGUGUGGAAGCAGUUUUGUGACAUGUUAAAUUGUCUUCUCAUGAGUGCACUGAUUGACGAGAAAAUCCUUUGCGUCCAUGGUGGUUUGUCACCCGGAAUCAACAGUCUGAAUGACUUACGCACUUUCGUACGACCGACGGACGUACCUGAUGUAGGAAUUAUUUGCGAUUUGCUCUGGGCAGAUCCGGAUCAGGGCAUUACGGGUUUUGCUGAGAGAGAACGAUCGCGGUGUAUCCUACAUCUUCGGGCCGGACGUGGUGCAGAAGUUUUUAUCGAAAAACGACCGGGAUUUGGUUUGUCGAGCGCACCAAGUUGUCGAAGAUGGGGAGGAGUAAUGCUUUUCUAGAAAACUAUUAUGAAAUUUCGAUGCUAUAAUUCUCUGUUCGAAUGUCCUCUCAUGAACGCCAGUAUGAUUGUGUGAUUUUGUGGUCCAUGGUCAACAUUGAAGCUACGAUGUUCUUACUUCUUGGUCACAUAUCAUAGGUAUGAGUUCUUCGUGAGACGACAGUUGAUCACACUGUUUUCGGCACCGAAUCAUUAUGACGAAUUCGACAGCGCUGUUGCGAUGAUGAAAGUCGAUGA